Messenger RNA from Gracilinanus agilis (Agile Gracile Mouse Opossum), 441 nucleotides. Its product is annotated as lysozyme C-like. The transcript has 4 exons. Bases 1 to 441 code for a protein of 146 amino acids. Gene Ontology annotation, biological process: defense response to Gram-positive bacterium; defense response to Gram-negative bacterium. Lineage: Eukaryota; Metazoa; Chordata; Mammalia; Didelphimorphia; Didelphidae. Gene Ontology annotation, molecular function: lysozyme activity. The record is from RefSeq and is a predicted model, not a curated record.
AUGAAGGUGCUCCUUCUUCUGGGAUUCGUCUUCCUCUCCAUGGUGGUCCGUGGUAGGGCCUUAGAGAAAUGUGAAUUUGCCAAGAAAGCCAAGGAACUCGGCUUGGACGGCUAUGAAGACCACUCCAUAGGAGAGUGGGUGUGCCUGGUCCAGGGGGAGAGUAAUUUUGACACUUCAGUUACAAACCACAACGAUGCAGAUAGAAGCACGGAUUAUGGUCCCUUUCAGAUCAACGAUCGCUACUGGUGUAAUGGUGAGCUACCUGAUGGAGCCAAUCAAUGUGGAGUUGAUUGCUCAGAACUUUUGGGCGAUGACAUCCGUAAAUCAGUAGAAUGUGCAAAGAAGAUUGUCAGUCAACAAGGCAUUGAGGCUUGGGUGGCUUGGCAAAAUAACUGCCAAGGACAAGAUUUCUCCACCUACGUCCAAGACUGUGACCUGUAA